Messenger RNA from Giardia duodenalis, 2301 nucleotides. RefSeq lists its product as uncharacterized. NCBI's taxonomy places the organism in Eukaryota, Fornicata, Diplomonadida, Hexamitidae. The coding region runs from base 1 to 2301 and encodes 766 amino acids. The record is from RefSeq and is a predicted model, not a curated record. The transcript has a single exon.
AUGCCGCCACAGUUUCGAUUUAUUCAAGCCGAUCCGGAUGAAUUUGAUGAUUUGGAUGGAUUCGAUGUGGAUUACGCUGGCGUUUUUAACGGUGUAACAGCAAAGUAUACGAAUGUGGUCGAUGAUCUAGACUCACUAUCCUUAAAGCAAGACCCCGUUCCUGCAGAGGCAAAGGCUCCAGAAAAACACAGGAAGAGAAAAAAGCGCUCUGCAAGUUCUGUUAAGCUAACUGAGGAGGCCCACACUUUGUCUCCUCGUUCCAACAAAAGGGAUAGCAACAGAUCCAUUUCUGCUUAUAGUCAGCAAUUGGGAAAGGAGAUUGAAGGACGCCGGUCAGUAUCUGCAAGAUCUCCAUCUCCGCAACCGAAAACAGCUAUUCAGCAAGUAAAAGAAGUCUCCGCAUCCAGCGGCAUGAACCGUGAUAAUGCGUCUACAGCAGUAAUGGGAAUAGAAGAGAAAGAGGAGAAAAAACACAGAAGGCGUAAAGUUAAGAAGCAUACAGUCCAAUCAUAUAAGAAUGAGCCUACACCAGGUCCAUUAACAGAGCAUACCAAUAACAACGCGUCUCUAGCCGAAGGUGACAAUAAGGCUGGUAUGGAUGUGUCUCCUAUCAAUACUUGGAAUCCGUACAAACAGGGGAAAACACCAAACCUUAGCUCUGCAGGCUUCGCCAUAUCUGCUUCCCCGAUAAAUCGGUCAAUAGGAAGCAGGGGGUCGCAUGUGGAGCCAUAUGCAUCAUCAACUCCCGCUAUUCCAGAGCUAGAGUCGUUCUAUGCCGAUUUACCUAUAGAACUGAAUGAUCCUGGCAACAAUAGCCUUGCCAAGUCGAUAGCACUUGACUUAUCUGUCGCUGACGGUGCUAAAGAGACGUCAGUUGCCUCAGAGUUGAGCCUUCACGAGGGUCUCUCAGAACAUCGUACAGGCAGCUCCACAAAGCUAUCUGCACACUCUCCACUCUCCAUACACUCUGCACUGGAAACUAAAUCAUUGACAAGCAACAUAGUAGGGCUAUCUACGCCCAAAAUUAAGUUUGAGGGCAACCAAUCUGUAAAGGCAGACAAUGCACCAGCUGCUCUUAGUGGCCACGCUGCUAGCCUUUCUGUUGAAGUUGCCGAUGAAACCAUAUCUUUACGAGCCAGGAUAAAGGAGCUAGAAGACGCACAAAAGGAGGUAUUACUGCAAAAGAUGGAAGAGGAAAAGAAGUCUCUCUUGAUAGAGCAAAGUAUGCUAGCAUCAAGAUUGGAGCAAGAGCGAUCAAAGAUAGCAGAUAUAUCAUAUAAAAUAGUACACCAUUCUGUCACUGCUAGUAUGGUCGGGGAACCAGAAACAGACACUGAGAGAGGAGAUGGACACAACCAUAUGGAUCAAGAUUUGGCAAUCCUUGGGCCAGCACCUGGUGCAGACAGCAAUCAGGGUGAGAUUGUACUAACAUCAUCAAGCGGUAGACAAGAUACGUUUCAAGAAACGUCAAAGGUCCAGUAUAGUGUGGUAGCGAAUGAUUCCAAGCAAAGCUCUGCUAUCUCAACUGUAAAAUCCAGCCCAGGAAAAAGCGGACUUUGUCUGAAUGAAAGUACACAACCCAUAAAAUCAAAAUCUCUACACACCAGAAAGCGGAAAAAAUAUAUCAGAUCUUCCUCUACAAGUAGUCUAAGUACUGAGUCUUCUGACUCAUCCACAGCCUCACAAGAGCGAUAUCACAUUCACCGUAUCAGAUCCAAAGGCUCCUAUCGAUCGUAUAGACGGCGAUCAAAAUCAGAAUAUAAGUACUUGUAUGCAUCUAUAAAGGAAAUGGAAGCUCGGCAAUUUGAACUGCUCGACCGGAUUGCGGAACUAGCAAACGAAACGAAGACUGUCCGGAGUAUUGGUACGGAUAGCGUGCCCCUAGGUGCAUCUGUAACAUCAUCAGCUGAGCAUUCUAAUUCCGGAUAUGCACACCACGGGUCAUUUCCGGUUAUGACCCCUAACUUUGGCAUGAUGUCCCUUCCAGUAAUGCCCAUGAUGCCCAUGGUGUCCCCCAUGUGCAUGACAUCUAUCAGUGGAGCUCCUUAUCCACACAUCUUACCUACAACCCCGCUCCAAGGACAGAUCUUUCCACAGUAUGUAACUCCACCUGUGAGCCACCAAUCUACAUAUCCCAUGUUUCCUUACUAUAACGCUGCACCCCAGCAACAAGUACCGAUCUCAAACGAGACAGCUGCGCUCAUAUCGACUGUAUCUCAUGUGAUGGGCACGACAUCUGUACGACCAAGCGUGCGUGACACGAUUAAGGGUAUCAUGACGAAUUACGGUCUACAAAACUAA